Messenger RNA from Penicillium verrucosum, 597 nucleotides. RefSeq lists its product as uncharacterized. The record is from RefSeq and is a predicted model, not a curated record. Lineage: Eukaryota; Fungi; Ascomycota; Eurotiomycetes; Eurotiales; Aspergillaceae. The transcript has a single exon. Bases 1 to 597 code for a protein of 198 amino acids.
AUGCCACUACUCAAUGACGCCGAGCAACAUGAGCGUAUGCUCACAACGCUUAGGCGCCGAAUUCGCGACCUCCGAUCCAACCCAGAGAACAGCAAACUGGUCAUUGCAAGACUGAACGCAAUUCGCCAUCUGGCACGCAUCUGUGCACAGUUCGGGAAGGAUGCUCGUUUUACGCAUUUUUGUGAUACACUUCAGAAGGCUUUGCCCGGGCAAAUCGGACUGCUCAAGAGUGACAUAAACAGUAACGUUAUAGUUGCAGAUGCUCUCGAGCGAAUGAUUCUUGAAUCUUCCUUGAUUUCCCGUCCAGUCGUUGUUGUCAAUAGACAGGGUGAGACGGUCGACCAGGAUGCUGAUGCUGAUGCAGGAUGUAGUAACGAUGAAGGCGAGAUGGAUCCCAGCGAUGAUAACUAUAUCGCUCGGUUGCUCCUUGGUUCAAAAUGGGCUAGAGAGAUAGUUGAUUUUGCCGAGGAGCCAUAUAAGGAGAUUGAUGCUAGUGACAAGGAAAGUGAAAUGGACCCAAGCGACGAUGCCUAUAUCGCACGCCUGCUCCUUGGGCCGAGCUGGGCUACUCCGAUAGCUGAUUUUGCCGAGGAAUAG